AGCCCUGGGUGAAGUGCACAGAGACUAGGAUCCAGAGAGACACAGAAAGAGGGAGUGCAGGUGGAACAGGAUUAUCACUGGAUACAGGAUUACUCUCAAAUAAUUCAUUCAGGAAAAUGUUGAGGUUAAUACUACUGACCCUUCUGUGUGGAGGGGUCUCUGCAGGAUCUCACUCUCUCCGCUAUUACCACACCUCAAUGACCCCCAUUGCCGAGCUGCCCGAGUUUGUGACGGUCGGUUAUGUGGAUGAGCUGGUGUUGGAUUAUUAUGACAGUGAUCUGAGGAAGGAUGUCCCUCGGCAGCGCUGGAUGGAGCAGAAUGAGGGCCCUGAGUACUGGGAGCGGCAGACACAGAUAUCACAGGGCGCGGAGCAGGUGGGAAAGGCCAACAUUCAGAUCGCCAUGAACCGGACCAACCAGAGAAACGGGAUUCACACCUUCCAGCUGAUGUACGGCUGUGAGAUGGGGGACGGCGGCACCACCGCGGCGGUUUUGCAGUACGGCUGGGACGGGAAGGAUUUCAUCAGCUUCGACAAGGAUCGGAUGGUCUGGACCACCCCGGUCCCGUGGGGAGAGAUCACCAAGGACAAGUGGGAUCGGGACACGGCAUGGAACCAGGAGUUGAAAGGUUACCUGGAGCGAACCUGCAUCGAGUGGCUGGAAAAAUACCUCAAGUAUGGAAAGAGCCAACUGAAAACAGGUGAG
Messenger RNA from Carcharodon carcharias (great white shark), 704 nucleotides. RefSeq names its product class I histocompatibility antigen, F10 alpha chain-like. The transcript is spliced from 3 exons. Gene Ontology annotation, biological process: immune response. Gene Ontology annotation, cellular component: external side of plasma membrane. The annotation marks the transcript as partial. The record is from RefSeq and is a predicted model, not a curated record. NCBI's taxonomy places the organism in Eukaryota, Metazoa, Chordata, Chondrichthyes, Lamniformes, Lamnidae.